Lingula anatina is the source of this 1814-nucleotide messenger RNA. Its product is annotated as kunitz-type serine protease inhibitor bitisilin-3. Gene Ontology annotation, molecular function: serine-type endopeptidase inhibitor activity. NCBI's taxonomy places the organism in Eukaryota, Metazoa, Brachiopoda, Lingulata, Lingulida, Lingulidae. The record is from RefSeq and is a predicted model, not a curated record.
AUAAGAGAAAUUUAAACUCAGCAAUAAUGGAGACUUUCUAAAACGCGAUAAAAUUGGUGGAUUGCUCGCAGCAGUAAGAGACCAUAUUAACCUUUAAAGGAAAGAGAAGUUUAUCAUAAAUUUAGAUAUCAAUCGAGCAAAAAUGAAUAUUGAAAGAACAUAAAAAAUGAAAAUCUAUCCGGUGUUUUGAUUCGAUCCCGGUGUCCUUAUACCUAGAAAUCUUCAGGACUUGAGGGAAAAUGGGGUAUGCGAUUUUACACUGUUUGAUAUAAAAAAAGUGGACGAAGGGUAUUUUAAUAUAAAAUGCAGAGCAAAGAGGUAGCUUGAUAUUUUUCAUAUUUCGAUUUUUGCACUGUUUUUAAAGGCGGUGGGGUAUAAAAGGGUAUCUUGGGGCUUAGAGAAAAAUCGAGACACCUGCCUCUCCCUGGUUCUACUUCUGACUAUGUAUUUGUCGCAUGCUUCCUCAAGUCAAACUUGUUUAAGCAGUAUACUUUUUUCGGGAACAGGUUUUACAGGUUUGAUCUAUCAUUGUCAGCACAAUUUAAAUAUCGUUUCAUGUUUUUUUUUGUGAUAUUAGUUGUUACGUAAAUAGUCAAAACAAGUUUUAAGGUGCGACGAAAUCAAUUGCCCGCGUUUUAUUAUGAUAACAAAAGAGGAAUUGCACUCUAGCUCUGUAACAAGUAAAAAAAGAAGAUCACCUGACGAUGCAACCGAUCCGGUCCUUAGCCUGUCAUGUGAAUAAGCCAUGGGGCGUUUUAUAUAAAUAAAGCCAAAAGUGUUAUCAGCACAAAAAGCAGAAGAAUAUUGUCUACGUACACUUAUAAAGGGGAAAUUCAAGAUGAUAGCAACCGUAAUACUUGGUUUUGUUUUGCUGAUUAUUUGCACGGCGCAGGGAAAGGUACUGCCUGCUGGUUGUGCUGCUGUAACCUGCUUUGCUGGCCAGAAAUGUGUCACCUUUCCUUAUCCAAGAUGUGUUUCAACAUGUCAGACGAUGAAGUGUCCUAAAGGAGAAACGUGCGUUCAGGGCAAAGUCAAUUGUGCUCAGCGCCAUCCACGCCAUAUUCCACUUUGUGAGCAUCCAAAAGAACGAGGGUGGUGUGUAGAUUAUGCGGUUCGGUACUACUUCAACAGCAAGUCCAGGCAGUGUGAUGCGUUUAUCUACUCGGGAUGUGGAGGAAAUGUCAAUAACUUUAAAACUUUGGAGGACUGUUGGCGUGAAUGCAAACAGUGACGACAUAUACACUCUGAACUGCGAGCUUAUGAUUCACUGAUGCUGUCUAAAUGAACAUUGAGUUCUAAAAGUGUGACCGACCUGAAAAUAGUGAUAUUGUUCUUUAGAAAAAAAAAAAAAAAAAAAAAAAAAAAAAAACUUUCAAUAAGUUUUACUUCUAUCUGAAAGAAAAAAUUGCGAUGAUGUAGUUUCAAGAUUAUUCAGCUUUAUAUUUCAGAUAUAUCUACAUUUCGAAGUCUGUAUUGGGAUUUAUUUGUAUAUUCAUUGUUUUUAGUUACGUGUAUGAACAUUAACGUAAUAAUAUGUGAGAUGUUCCCCGACUUUAACAGUAGUUUGUGCACCAGCAGAUGUUUAAUUUUUAUAAGUAAUAAUACAGAUAUAAUAACAUUCAAUGGGCGUCGUGUUAUUCACAGUAUGACAUUGUACAGUUUAUAGUGAAUUAUGUAAUUUUGUCUCCAGAAUAUCAAAAGUAACGGGUUGAUCGGUCAUUCUUUGCACUCUCCUCUCUCAUUCCGAAUUUUCAUUUCAUUUCAUAUGUAGAAUGCCCUAGCUUAUAUGGCCAAUAAAAACAAAGUGACUACAA